Messenger RNA from Myotis brandtii (Brandt's bat), 1137 nucleotides. RefSeq names its product T cell immunoreceptor with Ig and ITIM domains (gene TIGIT). Gene Ontology annotation, molecular function: signaling receptor binding. Gene Ontology annotation, biological process: negative regulation of T cell activation; negative regulation of interleukin-12 production; positive regulation of interleukin-10 production. Gene Ontology annotation, cellular component: cell surface. The transcript has 4 exons. The record is from RefSeq and is a predicted model, not a curated record. The coding region runs from base 7 to 738 and encodes 243 amino acids. Lineage: Eukaryota; Metazoa; Chordata; Mammalia; Chiroptera; Vespertilionidae.
AGAAGCAUGCAGUGGUGUCUCCUCCUGAUCUGGGCUCAGGGGCUGAGGCAGGCUCCCCUCCUGGCGUCAGGAGCCGUGGCAGGCAGAAUAGUGACUGUGGGGAACAUUUCUGCAGAGGAAGGUGGCUCUGUCACCUUACAAUGUCACCUGUCCUCCACCACAGCCACGGUGACUCAGGUCGACUGGAAGCAGCAGGACCAAUUUCUGGCCAUUCAUCACGCGGAGUCCGGGUGGUCCAUCUACCCGGCUUUCAGGGAGCGAGUGGUCCCCCGCCCCAACCUGGGCCUCACCCUGCAGUCCCUGACUACGAACGACACAGGGGUGUACUCCUGUGUCUAUCACACCUUCCCUGAUGGCAUUUACAGAGGAAGAUUCUUCCUAGAGGUCCUACGAAGCUCAGGGGCUGGGCACAGCGCUGGGUUCCUGAUCCCGCUGCUGGGAGUCCUGUUGCUGGUGGUCAUCUGCACAGCGGCCACCAUGGUGGUCACGUUGGCCAGAAAGAAGAAAUUUCUCAGAAUUCGUUCUGCAGAAAGUGGCCUCAGGAGAGGGCCCUGUGGACAGGAGGAAUGGGGGCUCAGGGUUCCGGCCUCCCCUGCAAGCUGCGUCCUGACAGAAGCUGCAGCUGCCGGCCCAUGCAGAGAGCAGAGGGAUAAUGACUAUGACGAGCCGCACGACUACUUCAACGUCCUGAGCUACAAAAGCCUCGGGGACAUCAGCUUCCCAGCAGAGACUGGUUAGCGGUGAGGGGCAUCUUCUGGGAGACACAGCCUGACUAUGUGUAGGGUCUGCACUCUCCAUCACUGCUGUGUGUGUGUGUGUGUGUGUGUGUGUGUGUGUGUGUGUGUGUGUGUGAAUGAUUGCCAUCCUCAUCUCUGUCUGCAUUUCCUCUCCCCUUCCCUUCCACUCCAUUGUGGCAGACCAGGGUGAGCAGCUUGAGUCUUGAUUAUGAAUGCGAUGUUGAAAACAGUGUGACCUGAUUUUGGGUCUGGCAGUUUGAGCCAAUUCUGUGGCUCUGGACAACGUGUUCCUCCUAACAGCACUGGGCGGGGGCUCAGGUGACAGGGUUUUGUGGGGGAUGAUGAUGACAGUGUGAUUGUAAAGCCACAUUCUUCUCAUUUCUCACUGUCCUUUCCAUCA